AUGGCAUGCCUAGUUCUGUUUGUAAUUAAGUCUCAAUUGUUUAAGCUCCAAAGUUUACAAACUCUCAUUCUCUCCGCGUGGACAAAAGAGUAUCAAUUGCAACUGCCGUGUAAUGUUUUGGAUUUGCCAUGGUUAAGGCAUGUGCACUUUGACAAGGGAUCUUCAUCUUAUCUCCCAAACUUGGUUCAAGAAAACUUACAAAGUCUUUCAUGGUUCAAAGUUACCGGCCGGGACUCAAGAACAACAAACUUUACAAAAGUUUCAAACCUAAAGGAGUUGGGGAUCUACAUUGAAGGCGAAGUAUUGCCUAAUGCUCUUGACAACCUUGCUCAGUUACAUCAACUUGAGAAGUUAAAGGUUAAAACGGGAAGGGUAGAGCGGUUUAAUCUCCAAAAAAGUUUCCCGUCAAACCUCAAGCAGUUGAGCCUUAGUAACACGUAUCUUUCAUGGGAAGAUAUGGACAUUAUUGGCAAUUUACCCAGCCUUGAUUUACUCAAAUUGAAAGAUUUUGCUUUUUGUGGCCCGGAGUGGACACCAAGGGAUGAGGGGUUUCUACAACUAAGGUUCUUGCUUAUUGAGCGUUCUGAUCUCGAACAUUGGAAUGCAAAUGCAAACCAUUUCCCAGCUUUGGAGCAUCUAAUUCUAAAAUAUUGUUGGGACUUGGAAGAACUUCCAAAUGAUUUUGAGGAGGUUUGUACAUUGCGAUUAAUUGAGUUAGACAACUGUUGUUCUUCUCUUGUGACUUCUACAGUGGAGAUCCAAAAAUGGCAACGAGAGUCCGGAAAUGAAGCACUUGUGGUUCGUGAUGUAACUAAGAUUGAGCUACUAACCAAUGAAAGCUUAGGUAAAAAGGUUUGAGUUUGCAAUUUGGUGAUUUAGGCAAG
Messenger RNA from Ipomoea nil (Japanese morning glory), 884 nucleotides. RefSeq names its product putative late blight resistance protein homolog R1A-3. NCBI's taxonomy places the organism in Eukaryota, Viridiplantae, Streptophyta, Magnoliopsida, Solanales, Convolvulaceae. Bases 1 to 858 code for a protein of 285 amino acids. Gene Ontology annotation, molecular function: alpha-tubulin binding. The transcript is spliced from 3 exons. Gene Ontology annotation, biological process: protein folding. The record is from RefSeq and is a predicted model, not a curated record.